CAUCGCGCAACGGCCUUAUCUGUCCGCAUAUAUUGGAUUGAGACAUUGCUCAACAAAGUGAGCCGGGUGUCCGCUCACUGGUAUAUUCACCAUGGCACCGUACUUCGUCCUGGCAGCGUUGGUGUGCGUUGCGGUUGCGGCACCACAGUUAGAGGAUGCUACAUGUGACUCUGGCUCCAUCCGCUCGUCUUCUGGCGAAUGCCAAAAGGUUUCUCGCCUCCACCAUGGACUAGGUGCAAGUUAUCCGUCUGUUGAUUUGUUAGAGGGCCAGCAGGUGGAGGUUGCCGUCCAGUUGACUUCACAAGACUGGAUCCACUUUCAGCUGUGCGGCUCCGAGUCGUGCAACUUGGUCGUCGUGUGGGGGCUAAACCCCUCUGGGGAGCUCUACUACGUCAACUUCACGUCGUGCAACACUGACGGGGACUGGAAUACCGGCGUCAGAGGCCCCGAUGUGAAACCCGAAGGAGCUGCAUACUUUACGCCGGGCCAAUACUCGUUUGUGGCGGAGCACCGGUCUUCACAGCUAGUGGUGUGGCUGAAUGGGUACCCACAGGGAGCUGGUCUCGUCUCGGCAAACCCACAGCUAAAUCAGUUACGCUUACGGGCUGAGAGGGGCACCCCAAUGAACGUCACGUUUGAAGAUAGUACUUGCGCCAGUGACAGUUCCAAUUUUCGGUGCGGCGACGGGUCCUGUGUCAGCAUCUGGUUCAAGUGCGACGGCUUCAGAGACUGCGCGGACGGCAGCGACGAAAGUGACGACAUUUGCGACACGCCGGUGGCGACGGUCAGCGUGGGCGAGGUGGUGACGGUGCGCGUGCAGCACGAGGAGAAGCAUGGCCACGUGGACGUGUCCCUGUGCGACAACGCGUCAUGCAGCACGCUCGCCCUGUACGGCUCCACGCCGGAGGGGGCCCUCUGGUUCUUCUCCUGGACCGGCUGCAACGCCCUGGGGGCCAACUGCACGGCCGGCGUCGAGGAAUACCCGAUCGGUCGCAAGUACUUCCCCUCCGGGGAGUUGGUGCUGGCGGUUCAGCGCAGGGCCUCCGAGCUCGCCGUGUGGCUCGACGGCAGCCCCGACUCCGUAGCCAACGUGACGGUCGGCGCCGCCAACAGAAGGCUGCGGGUCCGCCCAAUUUAUUAAAUGGACGAAGGAACAAUUUCGUCUUGUUCCGUGCUACUUCUUAUAUUUCCGGCAACGUCUGUGAAUUUAAGGCGAAUUACACAACUGAAAGACUA
Messenger RNA from Thrips palmi, 1236 nucleotides. RefSeq lists its product as uncharacterized. The record is from RefSeq and is a predicted model, not a curated record. The coding region runs from base 92 to 1141 and encodes 349 amino acids. Lineage: Eukaryota; Metazoa; Arthropoda; Insecta; Thysanoptera; Thripidae. Gene Ontology annotation, molecular function: protein binding. The transcript has 7 exons.